Messenger RNA from Linepithema humile (Argentine ant), 4797 nucleotides. RefSeq names its product odorant receptor Or2-like. Gene Ontology annotation, molecular function: olfactory receptor activity; odorant binding. The record is from RefSeq and is a predicted model, not a curated record. Lineage: Eukaryota; Metazoa; Arthropoda; Insecta; Hymenoptera; Formicidae. Gene Ontology annotation, biological process: sensory perception of smell; detection of chemical stimulus involved in sensory perception of smell. Gene Ontology annotation, cellular component: plasma membrane.
AUGCGUGCAACUUCCAUCAGCACUUCCGUCGAGAUCGGUCUCCGCUUUGUCGGGAUCUGGCCGGACCUGUCAUACGGGUCCAUCACUUGGUUCACGUACAUGAGUAGCGUGGCGGUCGUGCUGUAUUUUCAAUACGUAUACAUUUUCGGUCACUUCAACGUCAACGACGUCUCGAAUCUCAUCGAUGCGCUCAGCAACACGCUGGCUUACAGCCUCACCUUUCUGAAGAUAUUUUAUAACAUUCUGCUAACGAUGAAUGAGGAUUGGAGCACUGUCAAUCGCAACCGAUCGAUAUUGUGUAUCAUGACGAACAAUGCUAAUCUGUCGCGUCGCUGUUCGAACCUAUUGAUCAGCCUCAAUACUACCGCCGCGAUUUGCUACGCUGCGACCAGUUUCGUACAUCUGUCGACUAAUUCUAAGGAGAAUCUCAACGUUAGCUCGAAAGUAUUACCUAUAAAGAUGGAACUUCCUUUUGAAGUCAACGCGACUCCAUUCUUUGAACUUCUGGCGGCCGGUAUGUUUCUACAUGAAGUGUCGAUCGCCGCUUUAGCUGCUACAACAAGCUGCUUAAUCCUCUCACUGGUACUUCAUGUAAGCGGACAGAUCGAUAUUCUUCGUCGAGAUUUAUUGACAUUCUGCGACAACGGAUCUCUACAGCGUGAUUCAAGCGUCACAGAUAUCAAACUCCUAACCGUUCGGCAUCAAAGAAUAAUAACAUUUUCGGAUAACAUUGAAGAACUUUAUUCGAACAUUGCGCUGAUGCAGUUUCUUUCCAAUACCGUGGUCAUCUGCUGUAUCGGUCUCACUUUAAUAAGUGCUCUUGCCAGAGACGGAGUUUCCGUGCUACUAUUGAAAUCCGUCUUUUUUUACAUCGCCGUAACGUUGGAAGCCUUUAUCUUUUGUUUCGCCGGAGAAUAUCUCAGUGCCAAGAGCAAAUCGAUCGGCGAUGCAGCGUAUGAGUCGCUCUGGUACAACAUGACGCCCACCGAGUCCCGGAUUCUAAUGUUUAUUAUACUCAGGUCGCAGAAAAGAUUGACGAUCACCGCUGGAAACGUCAUGGAUCUUUCUCUAGAAGGAUUUACGACCGCGCUUCAGCCGGUGACUCUAUUCGAAAGCAGAGCCGCGGAAAUGGACCGGAAGACCGAUUCGAAUCGAUCGACGAUGAUCCUAAUUGGCACUGUCAGCCGCUCGAUCGAGAUCGGUCUCCGUGUGAUCGGCGUUUGGCCCGACUCAUCCUACACGAUCCUCCGCCGUGCGUUCUGGAUGAUCACGUUAGCGAUGGCGCAGACCUUUCAAUACUGGUAUUUCGUCAUACACGUUCGGACCGACGAUCUGUCGCAUCUCAUGGACGGUCUGAGCACCACGAUGUCCUAUAGUCUUCUACUACUGAAACUGGCGAUAUUCUUUAUCAAUCGACGGAUAUUCUACGGCAUCUUAAUGUCGAUCGCUCGGGAUCGAAGCGAGUGCACGACCGACUGGGCUAUCUGCUUAAUGACGAAGACGACCUAUGUCUCGCACCGAUCCUCCAAUCUGAUCAUCGGUCUCUACUCGAUGUCAGUGAUUCUCUACGGUACCGGCGUACUGGUCGCCCGCCCCGACGAUCCCGAUGACGUCGACGAACAGUUCGAGAUACCGGAACGAGAGCUGUUCCUCAAAAUGGAGCUGCCAUUCGAGUCCAACACCUCUCCUGUUUACGAGAUCGUCAUGAUUACGCAGUUCUUUCAUCAACUCGCGGCGGCGACGAUAGUCGGCGUGCUGAACGCCCUGAUCGUCUCACUGGGUAGAAUGAUCGGCGAUGCAGCGUACGCGGCUAAGUGGUACGACUCGAGUCCGGCGCGCAGCCGCAUUUUACUACUUCUAAUUGUGCGAUCGCAAAGAAAGUUGUCUAUUACGAUCGGAAAAUUUAUGGAUCUUUCUCUAGAACGUUUUACAACUACCGAAGUGAAACCGAUGACUUCUGUGUGUCGCACCGUGGAGUUCGGCCUUCGCAUGAUCGGCAUGUGGCCGGGUACGCCGUACGCAAUUUUGCGCAAAGUCUUUUCCAUAUCUUCAUUGGUGAUGUUUCAAAUCUUCCAGUAUCGUCACAUAAUCAUGCACUUCGGCGAACAAGAUCUCUCAGUCUUCAUGGACGUUUUAAGCGCGACUCUGGCUUAUAGUCUCCUGCUUAUCAAGCUGAUUAUCUUCGCGUUCAAUACUCGUUUGCUCGACAAAAUCAUAGCACGUGUGGCCGAGGACUGGAAAGAGUGCGACGUUUCCGACGAGCACACGAUGACCAGAAUGGCUUACAUGUCUCGUCGAUUUUCCAAUUUGAUAGUCGUCUCAAACGCGACGUCGGUGAUCCUUUACGCGACUGGCACCCUGCUGAGGAAUAGAAGCGACAACCAGACCGAUGCUCGAGAGCUCAUCCUCAAGAUGGAGUUGCCCUUCGAGAUGGAGAGCACAUCAGUUUAUAUAACUAUUCUUGUCAUACAGUUCGUUCAUCAGACGAGCGCGGCUAGUAUGGUGGGCGUGUUAAAUUGUUUAUUGAUAAGUCUCAUUCUCCACACAAGUGGGCAGAUUGACAUAGUGCGGCAAAAACUGGGCGAAAUCACGCGGAAGGAAAUCGAGCACGGCGUGACCGAGAGCGUUGUGAAAACGUUGGUCGUGCGGCAUCAGAAAAUACUCUCCUUCUCGAACAACAUCGAGACUCUCUUCUCGAACAUCGCGCUGAUACAAUUCGUAUCGAACACGCUGGUCAUCUGUUGCUUGGGUUUUCUCAUCGUGAUCUCUAUCGGUAUACCAAACGGAUCGGCGAUGCUGAUGAAGUCUGUGUUAUUUUACAUUGUUAUCAACACGGAGGCGUUCAUAUUUUGCUUCGUCGGCGAGCACCUUACCAUGAAAGGUAAAAUGAUCGGCGACGCGGUGUACGAGUCGCUUUGGUACGAUCUGACACCGACGCAGAAUCGCAGCCUUCUUCUUAUGAUCAUGAGGUCGCAGAAACACUUGACACUUACAAUUGGGAAAGUCGUGGAUCUCUCCUUGAGACAGUUUGCCGGCAUCGUGAGAGCCUCGGCGUCAUACGUGUCGGUGUUACACGCGAUGUAUCUGAGAGUGGAGGUGUUAACGCAAAUGCUGAACUCAAUCUUCCGCAGAAUAUUCUUUGAUCUAUUGCAAAUAAUGGAUGCGGACUGGCGAGACUACACCUCGAACGGUUCGCGCAUAAUGAAGAGCUCAGCAGACCUUGCACAUCGCGCCUCAAGGUGGAUCGUCGGCCUCCAAAUAGGCUCUGUAACUUUCUACAGUCUCGGCGUCCUCGCCGCUAAUGUAAAUGAUCCCGGGAAAAUAGAACCGUAUACACGAGAACUUAUUCUGAAGAUGGCAUUGCCAUUCAACAUUAGUACGGAAGCUAUUUACAUAGCGGUUCAAAGCGUUCAAUUUUAUCACUUGUUCUUAGUCGGCCUCGGCAUUACAAUUGUCAAUUCACUUCUCGUCACUCUGUCGAUCGGUGAACCCAAUGGCGCGGCAAUCAUGGUAAAGUCUCUAUUAUUCUACAUCACGAUGAACCUCGAGGCGUUCAUAUACUGUUUCUGCGGUGAAUAUUUGAGCGCCAAGAGCGAAAUGAUCGGACAUGCGGCGUACGAUUCCCUUUGGUAUGACUUUCCGGCUAAAGAGGGCCGAAUUAUGCUGCUCGUCAUUGUGAGGUCGCAAAAAAGAUUAAAAAUUACCAGCGGAAAAGUUGUGGACCUCUCUUUGGAACGUUUCACCAGCUAUCGAUACGUAAUGGUAAACAUCGGUAUGGACGAUUUUUCGCAAUUCAUGGACGGAGUGAGUAGCGCAUUGGCAUGGUCUCUGUUUUAUAUCAAACUUGUUAUCCUGUGGAUCAAUCAAAGAAUAUUUUUCGAUUUAUUGCAAAUGAUGGAUGCGGACUGGCGAGACUACACCGCGAGGCAUUAUAACUCGCGCAUAAUGACGAACACGGCGCAUCUUGCACGUCGCGCCUCGAGAUUGAUCGUCGGCCUGCAAGUGGUCGCCGUAAUCUUCUACAGUACCGGCGUUCUUGCCGCUAAUGCAAACAAUCCCGAAAGAAUAGAACCAUACGCGCGAGAACUUAUCCUGAAAAUGGAAUUUCCGUUCAAUAUUAGUACAGAAUUUAUUUACAUGUCGGUUACAAUAGUUCAAUUUUACCAUUUGUUACUAGUCGGUUGCGGUAUUACAAUUAUCAAUUCACUUCUCGUCACUCUGAUACUUCACAUCGGUGGCCAAAUUGACUUGCUUCGAGAAUGGCUAAUAAAAGCCUUCUCCAAAAGUGCGGCGCACUCGACGGACGAAAUCACGAUGCGAUCAAUGAUCGCGAAGCACCAGAAAAUUAUUCUAUUUUCGGAAAACAUCGAGAAUCUUUAUACGUAUAUCUCAUUAAUGAUGCUCUUAUCAGACACGCUUAUCACAUGCUGUAUAGGAUAUAUUAUCGUCACCUCGAUCGGUGAUCCCAACGCUGCAGCCAUCUUAGUAAAAUCCGUAUUAUUCUACAUCACAAUGAACCUCGAGGCGUUCAUAUACUGCCUUUGUGGUGAAUAUCUGAGCGCCAAGAGCAAAAUGAUCGGAAAUGCGGCAUACGAUUCUCUUUGGUAUGAUUUUCCAGCUAAAGAGAGUCGAAUUAUGCUGCUAAUCAUUUUAAGGUCGCAAAAAAGAUUGACGAUUACCAGCGGAAAAGUCGUGGAUCUCUGUUUGGAGCGUUUUACUAGUGUUGUAAAAGCAUCAGCAUCAUACAUAUCAGUACUGUUGGCGAUGCACUGAAAAUGUAAUUAAUUUACUGAUGAG